Molecule: messenger RNA, 1118 nt
Organism: Sinocyclocheilus rhinocerous
Lineage: Eukaryota; Metazoa; Chordata; Actinopteri; Cypriniformes; Cyprinidae
Product: microfibril-associated glycoprotein 4-like
Exons: 6
Coding region: 74-817 (247 amino acids)
Biological process (GO): elastic fiber assembly
Source: RefSeq, a predicted model, not a curated record
CAACGUUCAGAUAAUCAUUCAGCAAAAUAGUUUUUACUUUCUUGAAGAUUCUUCAAGCGAAGGCGAGAUUGCAAUGACGGUGUUUGUCGCGGUGCUGCUCUCUGUUCUCAUGGGGUUUACUGUGUCUGUUUCUGAUCGAUUCAAGCCCGUCGACUGCUCUGACGUAUAUAAAGCAGGAGAAACAAUUGUAUUCUUGAUUGGGAUUUACUCCAUCUAUCCAGCAGGAGACAUUCCUGUCUGGGUUUACUGUCAGAUGAUCUCAGACGGGAAAGAUGAAGAUAAAGGAGGAUGGACGGUGAUUCAGAGGAGAAUGGACGGCAGUGUGAAUUUCUAUCGGCCGUGGGAUCAGUACAAGAGAGGAUUUGGGAAUGUGGAGGGAGAAUACUGGCUGGGGCUGGAGAACAUGUACCAGCUGACACGUAAGAACAAGUACAUGCUGAGAGUGGAUCUGGAGGACUUUGAAGGAAGGAAAGGUUUCGCUCUGUACUCGUCCUUCUCUGUGGGUCCUGAAGAUGACGGCUAUAAACUACAAGUUUCAGGGUUCAAGGAUGGAGGAGCAGGCGACUCUUUAUCUGGCCAUAAUGGACGGAAGUUCACAACCUUAGACAAACACCAAGACUCCUAUGACAAAAACUGUGCCAAACUGUAUCUCGGGGCAUUUUGGUACUCAGCCUGUUACUAUGCAAAUCCCAACGGUGUGUACUUAUGGGGAGAAGAUUCCACCAUUAACGCCAUUGGAAAUGUUUGGUACUCAUGGAAGAGCAAUUAUGCCAUUGGCAUGAAAUUCAUCAGCAUGAAGAUCAGACGUGUGCUCUAGAAGCAUCAGUGUUUUCAGGAGCAAACAUCCCAUGUUGUUUUCACUAUAUUACAAAUGAGAAGCUUUAAGGUUUUAUUUUCCUCAGUCUAAGCUUUGCUCUGCUUCUGGUCUUUUGAUGAACUAUUAUGUAAAUUAACUUCCAGUAAACUCCUGCAUUUAAAGCAUUAUGUCUCUAUGUACAUUGUGUCAGAUGUGGUGUUGUCAUCAGAAAUCAAUCAUUUUAUUAACAAUAAGUGAAACAAAUGGUUAAACAAAGGAGAUACAGUUUUAAACAAGUUAAAUAAAUGAGGAAAUCAUUAAA